Colletotrichum higginsianum IMI 349063 is the source of this 2061-nucleotide messenger RNA. Its product is annotated as F-box domain-containing protein. NCBI's taxonomy places the organism in Eukaryota, Fungi, Ascomycota, Sordariomycetes, Glomerellales, Glomerellaceae. The transcript has 3 exons. The coding region runs from base 1 to 2061 and encodes 686 amino acids. The record is from RefSeq and is a predicted model, not a curated record.
AUGCUCGAUGGCAUUCUGUUGGGUUACAUCAUCCGCCUGAUCCUGAUGCGGCCCUUUUCCAGUAUCCGUCUCGCCUUAGACGGUCUCAAGGCGGCCGUCAGCUUCACCAGGAUGCAACGGUUGCCUAUCGAGAUCAUGACAUACAUAGCAAACUCCCUGGACUUACACGAUACGUUCAAUCUCAGCCUGACCAAUGCCCCGUACUCAGCCGACGUCCAAGAUGCACGCUCCUCCAAGCAAUACGCCCGUUGCUUGCGGCGACUGGUCAAGAUCCAGAAUGCUGUCGCUACCGCCGCGCCGUACUCCGCCGCAAUUGCUGCUCAUGCGGAUGACUUCAUAUACUGUGAUGGAAUGCUUUGCUACACCCAAGGCUAUGAGUCGCUCCGCCUUCUCCAUCUACAUGGAUCUGCGGACUCGGAGAUCGUUAUCGACAUCCGUACGCUACUGUUGUCUAUCCCAGGACUGGGCAUUGGGAAUAGCAAGUUCAAGUUCCGGCCAGUACACUUCGCCUGCGGGAUUGUAAGCUGUCUUUACAAUCCACCAAAGACAGGAGGUCGAAGCCGACUUGUCAUUAUAGAUGUGCGGCAAAGGAAGCUUCUAACAGCCCAUGUUCUCGAAUCAACAUCCAAGCUGUUUGCACGCAACAACAAGGAAUGUCUCUACUAUGGCACCCACUCAAUGAUUGGAGAUGACGGCUUCAAAAGAUGGGUUCUGAGGCGAUUCGACAUCUGCAAGGAACAAUGGGCUGCAGGCCGUUUGGACCUCGAGGACCUAGUCGGAUCAGACGUCGGCUCUACUGUUUGCUUUGAAGUCAUCGACAAUAACUUUUAUGGAAUCUCAAGCCUGAACACUUUUGAUGUCUACGAAGCUGAUUGGACCUCACACUAUUGCGGCUUUCGUUUACCGGUGGGAAGUUUAGAGGCCAAGGACAUGCAGCUAACAUCGGAAAAUGCCAUGUGGCGCCGGCAACACGAAGAGGGACCCAUUGAUGAUAGAUGGAGCACUUUGCAACUUGAAAAGGACCAGGUUACUGGGAAUAUCAUGGUUUCGGAAUGUCGAAGAGAAUGGCUUGUCGACGAGUGUUCAAGCACGAGAACAUCGUAUCGGACAGAGCUUAUCUUUUCUAAUCGACGCAACCGUGCAAACGACUCAGACUCCGAUUCCGACCCCGAAAGCGAUGCCGAAAGCAACGAAGUUCCACCCACUCAUUCAUGCUCAACUGGUACAGUAGUCCAAGCCAACAAACAGCGCGAGUCUUCAACGUUUCACAGAGGCGAUGACGGCUCAACGACCCCAGCAAUAACUCUUAGCCAAUGUUUCAUACGUUCUUAUAACCAUUCCUGCGAAACGUUUAUCGACCUGGUCAACGACCCUGUUGCUUCCGAUUCUAUGAUGCGAAGGCCGCAGCUACGUUCAAUAUCCCGUUUUAGCCACGCCAGAAACAACCACGGUCUUCAAUGGUCACCUGCAGACGGCGCGGGGCGAGGGGAUCUCCAACCCUGUACGCUAAAUAAGAUCUCGUGGUGGCCACCAAAAACCGAUACAAGGCAGAAAAACGUGUGCCUCUCAGAGUUGGAUAGCAUUCUCAACCCCAAAGGCCACAAUGCGUACAGUCCUAUCUCAGGGGUCAUGGACGACCGCUCGAUAGUCUAUGCCGUCGGACCACGGGCACCCCAUAGUACGCGGCCGCUGGUGUUCAUCUCAUUCGAUCCCGCUAUUAGGCUUCCAAACCUCAACAACUGGCCCGGUGGCCCAACGACACCACCACGAACUCAGUCCAAGGCACAGGGGGACGACGUGACAAGCCCCUGUCACUAUCCCACACCGCAGUCGCUGCCGGUCUCGGGGCCUGCCUCAAGGAACUCCUCUUUCAGUGAGGGGUCAUACCCUGGCCCAAGACGACCAUCACCCGACAUACAGUCAGAAUUAUGCAAGGCCGGAGCCUCAACUUGGAUAAGGAGAGCUCCAGCCGCGUACUUGCAGAGAGCUUGCACUCCUGGGAAGCCAUUCGGCUAUGACUUCGCUUACAGCGGGCACAAUUCGGCAUCGUCUCGAAGUUAG